AUGCCAUCUGGCACCAAAAUACUCUCAGCUGUUUCUUCAGGAGUCUCUGCGUGGGCCAAGACGGCCAAGAUAAACGUCGUUCAGCCGGAUGGUACUCCGAAGCGAUAUUUCCUCAAGGCAUGCUGGAGCGCCAAGGCUCUCUGUGAAGGCGAAUAUGAGUCCCAGCUCGUGAUCGAGGAGGCCUUCGGCCCGGGCUUUGGACCUAGAGCUCGGGCUUGGGGUGAAUUCAACUCGGGUGGCACACACUUCUACUUUUUCUUGAGUGAUUUUCAUGACAUGGAUAUGGCAACAGCACCCGAGCCGUUCUCUUUCGUCGACAAGAUUGUCGCCCUUCAUCAGAGCUCAAAGUCCCCCACGGGCAAGUUUGGCUUCCACUGCGCCACCGUGUGCGGCUCCAUGCAGAGGACCGUUCCCUGGGAGGAAAAAUGGGCCGAUUCCUUCACGCACCUGCUCAAGGAUGUCAUUACCUACGACAACCGCGUCAAUCCGCCCUGGCCCGAGUACGAUCGCGCAUGUCGCAUCAUCAUCGAUCGUGUUAUCCCCCGCGUUCUCGGCGCACUGCAGUCCGAUGGUCGCACCUUGGAACCUGUCCUGAUUCAUGGCGACGUAUGGGAGCAAAAUGUCGGAAUCGACGUUGAGACGGGCGAGACUCUGAUUUUUGAUCCGGGCUGCACCUACGCCCACAACGAAAUGGAGUUUGGCACCUGGAGGGGCUCCUGGGCCUCGUACUUUAGCAACCCUAUCUACCAGCGCCUCUACCAGAUGAAGAUUCCGCCCUCGCCACCCGCUGAGGAGUGGGACGACCGGAAUCGAAUCUAUGCCAUGCAUAUCAAUAUUAACGACUCGGCCGGGCACCCCGGAAGCACUUCGAGACAAGUUGCCUACAAUGACAUGCUGUUUCUCAUUGAAAAGUACUAUCCCGAAGAACUAGAGUCAGACCCCGGCCUGGGAAAGUAUGACCCACAGCAAGACAUCAGUGUGACGGGAGCAUAUGUUCCUCAUGUUGUACAUCAGCUCGAAUAA
Messenger RNA from Pyricularia pennisetigena, 1023 nucleotides. RefSeq lists its product as uncharacterized. The coding region runs from base 1 to 1023 and encodes 340 amino acids. Lineage: Eukaryota; Fungi; Ascomycota; Sordariomycetes; Magnaporthales; Pyriculariaceae. The record is from RefSeq and is a predicted model, not a curated record. The transcript is spliced from 3 exons.